This is a messenger RNA of Pelobates fuscus (common spadefoot toad), 4124 nucleotides long. RefSeq names its product MAP7 domain containing 1 (gene MAP7D1). NCBI's taxonomy places the organism in Eukaryota, Metazoa, Chordata, Amphibia, Anura, Pelobatidae. The record is from RefSeq and is a predicted model, not a curated record. Bases 799 to 3402 code for a protein of 867 amino acids. Gene Ontology annotation, cellular component: microtubule cytoskeleton. The transcript has 18 exons. Gene Ontology annotation, biological process: microtubule cytoskeleton organization.
AUCCUCUACACAGGGCUGGGUGUCUAGGGCCAAGCGGAAUGAGUCACCAUCUGUGCUUCCCAAUCCUAAAAGAAUGCAACUUUCCUUAGAUAGUCUCAACACGCUGACGGACUCAACCAAGCCUAAUGGGGGAGUCACUCUCCCACCCUUUAUCAUCGUUUUCAAUAUGAUUAGAGAUAGAAACAAUUUUACUAACCACGAACUACAGACGAAUACCGAGAACACAGACUACCGUAGAACCAGUAACCUGACUGCCUUUAUGAUAGGUAGCAAGGGCGAGAGAGGAGGGAAGGUUUCCCCUAUGCUUGCAGAUGGUACAGUCCUAUGUUAGAGGUUGGAUAGUGUAUGUUACAAUAGCAUUUCCAUCAGCUGCUCUGCUAAGAUCUCUAUAGUUUAUGCUUGUAAAUUCUCUUGCCCAAGUUUUAUUUUGUAUUGGAGCCUAGAUCCACCCAAAGGGAUCUGCAGCAGACAGCAACAAGGAUCCAGAUCCAUUAUCACUGCUAAUUCUGGGAUCUUGGAGCCAGCUUCUGAUCUCCAUUCAAAACAAAUUAAUCUAACAGACCCUGGCUUUCUGUUUGAGUAGGGUGGGGGCUGGACAAUACUCUUCUUCCCUCCCUGGUGAUUGAAGGCUUUUUUUUUUCUCAACUGUUAAACGGAUCCUGUUGCCCAUAGGAAUGAGAUUGCACCAAAGAAGCAAAAAUAAACUCUAAAAUUUAACUGCAAGGUAACUGAGACUAGGAAACAGGAAUCCACUUUCAAUCAUAGCUAUUAAUAUUUUUUAUUUAAUCUGGUGAGGACAUGGAAAAUUACCCUGUGGAAAUCUCAAAGGAGGAGACAAAAGUAGAACCCCACAUACAAGGUUUCACAGUGAAUGAAGAAGAUAAUGAUGUACGGCAGGACUCAGAAGAAACCCACACACACGCGACUGGCACUCAGCUUGAAGCUGGCCAGACAAGCUCAAGGACAGAGGCAAAGACAGCCAGCUCCUUAUCUGUGGCAGAAAGUCACAGCUCCCCCCUACAGACUCAACUUCCUUCUUCUGACCUGGGAGGCGAAGGACCUGCUGCCUCAUCACAAACUCAAGGUCCCUGCAUUUCCACACUAGAGGGAUCCAGAUUAUCUCCUGAAGGUCACAGCUCAUCACCACAGAAAGAAGGCCAGAGCAUGCCUUCUGAGGGACUUUCCUCCCCUAAACAAGAGCAAAUCACAAAAUGUGAAGCACCAUCACCACAUCCUGCACCAUCUCCACCUCCUGCACCAUCUCCUGGUUCUGCAGUCAGCCCACGGCAAAAACUUGACACGCAGAAAGCAGAACAGCGCCAAAAGCAGGCCAAGGAGAGAAGAGAAGAGCGGGCCAAGUAUUUGGCUGCCAAGAAAAAUGUGUGGUUGGAGAAGGAGGAGAAGGCCAGACAGCUGAGAGAGAAACAGAUACAGGACCGGAAGAAGAAACUUGAGGAGCAGAGGCUGAAGGCAGAGAGAAAGCGAAUCCUACUUGAGGAACGGCAACGCUUAAAGCAUGAGAAAAACAAGGAGCGAUAUGAGUCUGCAGUUACCAGAAACACUAAGAAAACCUGGGCAGAGAUCCGACAACAGCGGUGGUCCUGGGCAGGAGCAUUGAAUCAAAACUCCCCUGGACCUAGAGGAGGUGCAAACAGAUGCUCAGUUUCUGCAGUAAAUCUUCCCAGACAUGUUGACUCUAUAAUCAACAAGCGACUGUCUAAAUCCUCUGCAACCCUAUGGAACUCACCAAGUAGAAACCGAAGUCUGCAGCUCAGUCCUUGGGAGAGCAGUAUCGUUGACCGAUUGAUGACUCCUACCCUCUCGUUCCUUGCCCGGAGUCGCAGCGCAGCUACCCUUCCAGGAAAUGGGCGAGAUCUGAGUUCUCAUGUUUGUCCCCGUUCUGCAUCUGCUAGUCCCCUGACUCCAUUUAAUAGUCACAAACACCGCUGUCCAGAACGUCGAAGGACUGUUGCCAGUAGCCCAGAUAUUACCCCACGAAAAAGGAGUGAUGCCUCUCCGAAAAAGAAAGAAAAGAAGGAGAAAGAUAGAGAGAAUGAGCGGGAAAGGAGUGCUCUGACCAGAGACAGAGUUAUUAAAAAACGUCAAUCUCUUCCCGCAACAAAAAGUCGUGUAUCUCCCUCUCCCGACAUAAGUAGUUUGAAGUCCAAAAACAGGCCGUCCUCUCCAUCCACCCCUACUCGUCGCACAGCCUCACCUAUCCCAGGCACCUCUGGACAAGGGACCCCAAAACAGUCUUCCCCCAAAAAUGCUCUAGGGACAACCAAGACCAAAAUCAAGGAGAAAACUCCUAGCAAAAUCAAAGAGAAAAAAGAGGAGCGCAAGGUGGAAAAAGUAAGGCAGCCAUCACCCGCUCCACAGCAAGAGGAAGUAACGGUGGUUCAAGAAAGACUAGAAAAUGUCCCUAGCACAACUCCAAGCAUAGAAACUGCCGCCACUCCAGUCACAGCCCCUACAACAGUGCCCCCCUCCAUUCCUUCAACAGUGAUCUCUCAAUCACCAGCCCCUUCCCCCAGUAAACCAAUGGCAGGAACUACUGACAAGGAAGAAGCUGCUAGACUGCUAGCAGAGAAGAGAAGGCAGGCAAGAGAGCAGAGGGAGCGUGAAGAGCAGGAGAGAAGGGAGCGUGAGGAACAGGAGAGGCGUCAGCGGGAAGAGGCUGCUAUCAAGGAGGCUGAGGAGAGGCAUCAGAGAGAGGCCGAGGCACUACGCCAAGAGGAGCAGAGGAAACUAGAAGAAGAAGAAAGGCUUAAGCGUGAAGAGGAACAACAGAGGAAAGAGGCAGAAGAGCGAGCCAAAGCUGAUAAGGAGGAGAUGGAACGCCUUCAGAAACAAAGAGAAGAAGCUGAAGCAAAGGCUCGAGAAGAAGCAGAAAAACAGAGGCUGGAGCGAGAACAGCAUUUCCAGAGAGAAGAACAGGAAAGAUUUGAACGCAAGAAGCGUCUUGAAGAAAUAAUGAAAAGGACAAGGAAAUCAGAUGCCUCAGACAAAAAGAAAGAGGACAAGCUGACAUUGAAUGGGAAAGAAACCAAACAAGAGUCGUCUCCCAGCAAAGAUGUAGCCAGUCCCUCUGAAAAUAUUAUGAAGAUUGAAGUUCCUGAGAAAAAGUUGGUGAAAUUUCAGGAAAGAAUGGGGGCAUCUGAGUCUACACACGGAGUCCCCACUGCUCUAGUGAAUGGAGUCCAACCUCCUAAACAGGAAAAUGGAUUCUUUCCUAAGGAUUCCUCCCCAGCCUUUGAGGAGGUGAUAACCUUGUCCGAUAUUAGUGGUUCUAAUGGUGAGAGAGAAAUUCCCCCUGGAGAGCCUAUUAUUGCUUUUGGAGGCAAAGAUGCUUUCAUUAAAAAUGCUACUGUACAGUCCCCUCAAGUCACAGAAGUUCUGUAACAUUUUGCAAUAUAUACCUUUGGAGCGCCUGAAUAGAAAGGUCUCAUAUAAGGAUGUCAAAAGAAAGGGAUUGAUGGACAAAUACCUUUCUGGGCUAAACCCAUGUGUUUAACCAUCAUAUGUCUGCUGUUUUUAUCGACACCAUUGUUGCCACUUGGGCUGUCGAUGGCAUCAUUAACCAGAUAACAGAAGGAGUUAAAUAAAACAGAUUGUUAAUGUUACAAGAAAAUGCAGCAGAUUGUUUUUUCACAGUCAGUAUGGCUGAUACCAGGAUUACAAGUGACGCCGUAUAUCUGCCACUGUUGAAUACUGGACACGUCCUAGUGUUAUAAUAUUUCAUUUUGUGCUUUUUUUUUUUUUUUUUUUUUAACAUGCACCUUAUAUUAAAAUAAAAAGUUAAAAAAAACUGACAAGGUAUCUUUCACGAUAAAGAAAGGGCGGGGAUUAGAAAAUGUUGAAAGAAAAACUAUUUGAAAAGUGUUGAUUUUCCCACGAUGACUGAAAAUGCGUGAUCAAGCUUUCUGGUGUUCCUUAUUAAGUAGCUAUUUAACGCAAAGAGACUGCUGGGUACCAUGCUGUAUAUGAAUUCUGUAUAUAAAACCUCACAGUGUUACAUCAAGGAUUUUGACAAUGUGCCUGUUUGUAUGCAUGAAGACAUUGGAUUAAAAAUGUAUGUUGUACAUGUUUUAUGAUUUUAGAAAAACACAUUGAAUUUUACCAUC